Messenger RNA from Telopea speciosissima, 2483 nucleotides. Its product is annotated as probable galacturonosyltransferase 3. The record is from RefSeq and is a predicted model, not a curated record. Gene Ontology annotation, molecular function: polygalacturonate 4-alpha-galacturonosyltransferase activity. The transcript has 9 exons. NCBI's taxonomy places the organism in Eukaryota, Viridiplantae, Streptophyta, Magnoliopsida, Proteales, Proteaceae. Bases 91 to 2154 code for a protein of 687 amino acids.
AAACCGAUUUGGUUUCCGAUUUCGGACAGACUUUUAUCUCUCAUCCUCACUCUCAAUUUCUCUUGAUCACGAUUUGCGAUUUUACUCGCCAUGGAAGCCUGCUCAAGAACGCCGAUUCGAAGUUCUCUCGUUCUUCUAAUUAUCUCCAUUUUGCAGGUUACGUUCCUUGUGACUCCAGUUAGUGCAUAUAUGCUAGAUACACCAUUGAGUCGAAGGGAACUCAAAGAUUACCAGCCGCUACAUGACUCUGUGCAAUACAGUGAUAGAAAGGAAGAAGAUUACAAAAGAAAAAGUUCUGCUGAUCAAGUUGACAAUAACCCUGGGGAAGAGGACAUCGAAAUAAUUGCGACAUACAGUGAUGCUUUUGGUGCUAUUCGAACUAGUGCUGUCAAAUCCAAGGAUUUAUCAGCUUCAUGGGUCUGGGAGAACCCUGAUGAAAAAAUUCACAAUGAGCUGAAAAUUAGCCAGGCAAGUGAAGAUUCGUUCGAACAUGAGAUGAGUGCGUCGGAAGGCGUCACUGAACGUCAAUAUGGGAGAGGAAGCAUCCAGUAUCAACCAGAGUCUCCAAUCAACCCUGUUAAGCUCAAACGCCAGAAAAUGCGACAGGAAAGACUAAAACUCCGAACUGCAGAACUAAUCAACCAGAAUAAAGAGGCAGAAAAACAGAUGCAAGUAGCAGCUAUUGAACGGUCAAAACAGCUCAAUACAACCGCGGUCCCAGAAAAGUACAGUAUAUGGAGAAAGGAAUAUGAAACUCCGCACUCUAACUCCAUGUUGAAACUUAUGCGGGAUCAAAACAUAAUGGCCAAAGCAUAUGCAACCAUUGCUCGGUCCAAGAAUGAUCUAGGUCUCUUUGAAUCCCUGAUGGAACACAUUAAAGAAAGCCAGCAUGCUAUUGGAGAAGCCAAUUCUGAUGCUGAGCUACACCCAGGUGCACUUGAUCGAGCUAAAGCAAUGGGUCGUGUUUUAUCUAUGGCAAAGAACCAAUUAUAUGACUCUGCUGUAGUAGCAAGGAAGUUAAGAGCCAUGCUGCAGUCUACCGAACGGAAUAUAAAUGAGCUAAAGAGGAAAAGUGCUUUCUUAAUCCAGCUUGCUGCAAAAACGGUUCCUAAGCCAUUGCAUUGUCUCCCAUUACAGCUCACAACUGACUAUUUCUUGCUGGAUCGUGGAAGUGAAGAAGUUGUAAACAAAGACAAGCUUGAAGAUUCCUCUCUCUACCAUUAUGCCAUUUUCUCUGACAAUGUACUUGCCACAUCUGUUGUAGUCAAUUCUACGGUGUUACAUGCAAAGGAACCAGAGAAGCAUGUGUUCCAUAUAGUCACUGAUAAACUGAACUUUGCUGCCAUGAAGAUGUGGUUCCUUGUCAAUUCUCCUGUAGAUGCAACAGUCCAAGUCGAGAACAUUGAUGAUUUUAAGUGGCUCAAUUCUUCUUACUGUUCGGUUCUACGCCAGCUUGAAUCUGCAAGAAUCAAAGAGUUUUAUUUCAAGGCUAAUCACCCAUCUUCCCUUUCUGCUGGUUCUGAUAAUCUCAAAUAUAGAAAUCCCAAAUAUUUGUCGAUGCUGAACCAUCUAAGGUUCUACCUUCCUGAAGUUUACCCAAAGUUAGACAAGAUCCUCUUUCUGGAUGAUGAUAUUGUAGUUCAGAAAGAUUUAACGCCUCUUUGGUCUAUUGACUUGCAAGGAAUGGUGAAUGGAGCAGUGGAGACUUGUAAAGAGAGCUUCCAUCGGUUUGAUAAGUAUCUCAACUUCUCUAACCCAAAGAUCUCUCAAAAUUUUGAUCCAAAUGCAUGUGGGUGGGCAUUUGGAAUGAAUAUCUUCAACUUGAAGGAGUGGAAAAAUCGAGAUAUCACUGGAAUUUAUCACCAUUGGCAAGACAUGAAUGAAGACCGGACUCUUUGGAAGCUAGGUUCACUGCCACCCGGAUUGAUUACAUUCUACAAUUUGACAUAUCCUCUGGAUCGGAGCUGGCACGUGUUGGGACUUGGGUAUGACCCAGCACUCAACCAAACAGAGAUAGAGAAUGCUGCUGUCAUCCACUACAAUGGGAAUUACAAGCCAUGGCUGGACCUGGCAGUAACCAAGUACAGGUCCUACUGGACCAGAUAUGUCCAAUUUAAUAACACUUACCUUCGACUAUGCAGCAUUAGUGAAUAACCAUUCUUUCUUACUUGUGUUUUGUAAUAUGUGCUCUUUCUAUAAUUAGGGAUGCCUGGGUAAGUUCAGGAAUAUCAUAUUCUUUUGAUUCCUUUCUGUGAAUUUGCUCAUCCAUCCAUGGUGAUGUCCAUAUUCUUGUUAUAAUACUCUUUGAGGAAGGGAUAAAGAUGGAGGAACCUAGGAGCGAUCCCUUCUGCCACUGUAUAGACUAUGGACCCCAAAGGCCCAAGAAAGAGGUUAUCCAUGAGACCAUGACAACCCUGUCUGGAUAGUUUGGGUUCUGGAAUCUGAUCCAAGGGAUUGGUCAUCUCUUUUUCUUCCUUGCAACU